UGGAAGUGGACGUCCUGUCGGCGAUACUCAGGUCCAAGCACACGGCAGGGAUCCAUCGACGACCGACCGACGUCAAGUUAUCGCAGCCCGGGGAUUGUUGCUGAACGUCCGUCGCCUCCAUCAGGCUUGCGACGACAACCAACUACCUACCUAGCCACUCCUCCUCUAAUAUCACCUGGCGCAACGCAAGUCGCAACCUUUGCCUUACCAGCCAGCCAGCCAACCUCAAACCACAAUUAAUCAACACCAUCCACCGCAACCGCCCAUCAUGCUCAACACCACUGCCUCUUCGGCUGCGGCCGUCGCGCGCCAACUCACCACCCGCCGAGUCAUUGCUCCCUCCUUCGUCUCCCAGGCCAUCCGCACCUACGCAACCCCGGCCGGUCCCCCGCCCAAGGGCUUCCGCAUUCCGACCCCCAAGACGUGGGACCAAGAGGAGGAACACGUGCUGGACAAGAACGGACGGUACUUUCUUUUGACGGAGAUGUUUAGGGGCAUGUAUGUGGCUAUGGAGCAGUUUUUCAGGCCGCCGUACACAAUCUAUUACCCCUUCGAAAAGGGUCCCAUUUCUCCCCGCUUCCGCGGCGAGCAUGCCCUUCGUCGUUACCCCUCGGGCGAAGAACGCUGCAUCGCCUGCAAGCUCUGCGAGGCCGUCUGCCCUGCUCAGGCCAUCACCAUCGAGGCCGAAGAGCGUGCCGAUGGAAGCAGAAGGACGACCCGCUACGAUAUCGACAUGACCAAGUGCAUCUACUGCGGAUUCUGCCAGGAGAGCUGUCCCGUGGAUGCGAUUGUGGAGAGUCCCAAUGCGGAGUACGCGACGGAGACGAGGGAGGAGUUGUUGUAUAAUAAGGAAAAGCUACUCUCCAACGGAGACAAGUGGGAGCCUGAGCUUGCGGCUGCUAUCCGCGCCGAUUCUCCUUACAGAUAAAGGGGCUACAGUUUGAAGACCGGAUAACAGGACGGACAACGAGGACAGCAAUUUUUUUUUUUUCGUUGUUGCUAUGCUAGAGCUUCGGAACCAGCAGUUUCGGAUGGGUUGCGGUAUCAACAGGACGCACCAUGUGUUAUAGAAGGCAGGCGAACGAGCAAAAGAAGGCUGUAUAUACGUUUGUAAUUGGCGUCCCUGAUUCAAUUUCUUGCCUUCUUAUGUCUUAUCUUUCCAGGAAAGAUCCUACUACUCGGCAAAAGGGACGCAUCAAGAAACCUGAAGAUGCUUAAAAGGCUGAGUGUACAAUUAGUGUACGGUACCAUCUGUAAGAUACAAGCUGUAUCG
Neurospora tetrasperma FGSC 2508 is the source of this 1273-nucleotide messenger RNA. RefSeq lists its product as uncharacterized. Gene Ontology annotation, biological process: mitochondrial electron transport, NADH to ubiquinone; mitochondrial respiratory chain complex I assembly. Lineage: Eukaryota; Fungi; Ascomycota; Sordariomycetes; Sordariales; Sordariaceae. Gene Ontology annotation, cellular component: membrane. The transcript has 4 exons. The record is from RefSeq and is a predicted model, not a curated record. Gene Ontology annotation, molecular function: NADH dehydrogenase activity; 4 iron, 4 sulfur cluster binding. Bases 269 to 928 code for a protein of 219 amino acids.